AUGUCCUGGUGGUUAUUUGCAGGUAAAAGUUAUAUGUAUUUUAACUUUUUUUUCCUAUUUUAUAUCAAGGUGGCAGUCGUGUAAAAGGAAAAAGCAUCACUCUAACGCUUGAAAUAGCUUUAUUUUUAAUGUUAGGGUCUUCCUUUAAUAACCUAAAUAAUUUUCUUUAUCAAUUAAUUAAGCAGUGGACAAUUUUGUCUAAUUAUCAGUGUAUGUGAGUGUUCAGUUUAGUAUUUCCAUCACUCGGUUGCUGAUUUCAAGUGUUGUUACAACCAGACUAGUUGGAAUCAGGUCUACAUUAAAUCUAAAUUGGAGGCUAUAUCUCAAAAUCCAGAAAUUGAUAGAACUUGAAAACAAAGUCCAGUUUUGUAGUUUGAAUGUCCCCGAGAGGUUUGCGAACUACAUGAUGCUCAGUGAGUGUUUUAGGACCUUUCUGUUCCAUUAUGUGAUAACAGCAUAGACCAGUGCUGUAAAAGCAAAGAAUGACCCCUGUUAACGCGGUGCGUCGUGGUCCACCAAGGUAGCAGACCCUAUUGGCCAGCCAUCAAGCUCUAGAAUCCUGAUCUCAUAAUUCAGUGGCAUAUUUUGCUUUCCCUAGACAGUCCCUUAAAUGCACCCCUGGGAGCCACAAGAAAGCCAAGACAAACUAACAUCAAUGUGAACUGGGCAUUUAAUACAUUUUUUUUACUUCUUAAAUGAAACAGCUCUUGGUCCCUGUCCCUAAAGCCCUGGCACCAGCUAAUUAUCAGUCUCCCUCAACAAACUUUGUGUGCACAUAAUAAGACUACAACUCCCAUGAUGCUUUGCCACAUUAGUCUUCCAAAGCAUUAUAAAGCUGUCUACCACAGCUGGAUAUAUACAUUAUGACCAUCCCUGUCCUAUAGAUUCUGCAAUAUCUGUUCAUUUAUACUAGCCAUGCCUCUGGCUGUAAAGAGAGGGCACUUUAUGGUCAAACCAUACCAACUUUCCUAUCUUAGUAUGGUCCAUUUCCAGGUGCCACCCUGCCCCAGCAUAUCACUGUCCUCCUGUGUCACACAGCAUGUCACUGUCCCCCUGUGUCACUGUCUCCCUGCAUUAAACUGCUACUCCCAACACUGUAAGCAUGUCUCACCUACACAGCUGGGGUGUGGCCACUUAGUUCUGCAUGCCCUAAACUCCUCCAAGCUCCUGGGCUGAAGGGGUUAAAUUCCUUGGGAGCAAGCAUCCCUUUUUUUGCCUUAAGGCUGUGCAGAAAUUCAGGCUUCUGAGAAAAUGAAGGCUGACCUCAUCCCACAGCUAAAGGGGGGGCGGGGUUCCCAACAAAACUACAGGCUGCCAUAAACUCCCCCCUCUUCUUAACUUUGCUAUUUUACCAAUUAAGGCUUUCUCAAUCUCAGAGAGAGAGAGUAAAGAUCAAGGGGGUGUCAUUCCAUUGACAGGGCAAUUGGGAGGCAUUCCCCCCUGUACAGAGCUGAGCAGAGCAGCACACACAGCACACAGCACUGUCUGCCUGGCUUUACAAGGAACUUGCUGAAGGAAAGGUAAGUCUUAGAUCAUCUUGUCAUGCCUGCAUGUUCUCCCACAGCCCAGGCUCUAGCAGGGACUUGCUGUAAAUCCCAGCAGGCUGUGCUGGAUACAGUAUCUCUUUACUCUGUGUUCUGGAGAGCAUAUAGAACUUGGGUGAUCAUCAUUCUUCUACAACUGUAAGAGGGAUAUACAAUGUAUCCUGUACUGUAUCAUGUACUCUCUGUGAGCCAAUGCAAUGAGAUGAUCAUUAUAUAGAAACAGCUGUCACUCUGAUCACUGUGUAGAACAUAGAGCUACUGUUAGAUUAUUCUUAAUCUUAAAGGUAUUAAUAAUCAGAUCUCUUUGUGUUCUCAGUCACUGUACUAGGAGUAUAUCACUGCCCCCUGUGUAUUCAGUGCUGUGCUGAGUGGACAGUAUACUCAGUGUGUUUGAUUUGUUUCCAUUGUCAAAGUUUUGCAGAGGAAGAAUUAAGUAUUGAAGAGAGAGCACGGCGAUGUGAUUCAGUUACCCCAUUGCUAAAUGCCAUACAGCAGACACACCCAUCUGUAAUUGUAUGGUUAGGAUAUUGUGAUGAAGUCGGGUGACCCGCAGAGCUGUGUGACAAUGGUGACAGUGGCCCUGCAGGGCUGUGUGACAGAGACAGGGAUGGACGUGUCAUUGUCAGCUCCUUAAUGCUGGACAGUUACCUGGAUCAGGGUAGAGUACGUUCUGUGUGUGUAGUGUGUGUGUGUGUGUGUGUUAUUGGAUGUGUAUAAUGUGAAUGUGUGGUUACAAUAUGUGUGCAGUGAGUGUAUGUAAUUAUUGGGUGUGUGUAGUGGGUGUGUGAAGUUAUUGUAUGUGUGUGUGUAGAGUGUGUAGUUAUUUUGUGUGUGUGUAGUGUAGUGUAAGUGUAGUUAUUGGGCGUCUGUAGUAUGAGUGUGUGUAGUUAUUGGGCGUGUAUAAUGUGAGUGUGUGGUUACAGUAUGUGUGCAGUGAGUGUGUGUGUUUAUUGGGCGUGUAGUGUGUGGUUACACUAUGUGAGUAGAGUGUGUGUGCGGUGAGUGUGGUUUCAGUGUGGGUAGUGACUUCGUGUGGUUACAGUGUAUGUAAUGUAUGUACAAUAUAUGUAAUGUAUGUACAAUGUAUGUACAAUGUAACACAAUGUAUGUAAUGUAACACAAUGUAUGUAAUGUAACACAAUGUAUGUGCAAUGUUAAACAAUGUAUGUAAUGUAUGUACAAUGUGUGUAAUGUAUGUACAAUUUAACAUAUGUCCUUUGUACAAUGUUGCAAUCAUUGUGUUACCAUGUAUGUAAUGUAAGUGAUGAAUGUGUGUUGUAUAGAGUGUGCAGUCACGGUGUGUGUGGUUUUAGUGUGCACAGAGUGUGUGUGUAUAUAAAGCUGUUAAUUUGCUAUUUAGCGCUUCUGGCGCAAUCUGAUUCACUAUCUGCAGCGCUGCUGUAAUCUGCUAUCAGAGACUGCUAUCACCUCAUAGAAAUCAGUUAGAAAUUAAAUACCUUGUGGAAUUAUGUUACAUCAUGUUACAGUGAAGCUGAUCUCUGCAGAUUGCCAUUUAAAGCAGCACAGAACAACCAGUUCUCACAUUGUUUAUAUAAUGCAUCAUAGAUAGGAAUCAGCCACAGCCUAGAAUGUCCCUUUAAUCCCUGUCACCUGGCAUUCUGUACUGUAAAAAGGGAUUUUUAACAAGCUAAACUUUAACUUUCUGCCUGUAAUGCUAAGCUGAUUAAAAAUUAUGAUCAACUAACCAAGACAAUGCAGGUGAGAUUAAAAUAUAAAUCCCAGUAUGUUCAGCUGUCUCUCUGGCUGAGCAUGAUGGGAUAUGUAGUUCCCAUAUACCUGCAGUGCCAAUAAUAUCCAUCCCAGAGCUUGUUCCAUUCCCCAUCCUCUCCAUCACCUGGUAGAUGGCAGUGUAUGGUUGUCAAACUUUGGAGCCCUAGGCAGACUUAGCAUUCAGCUGUCUGUUGGCUGCACUGGAUUCUAACACUGACACUUGCUUAUUAAGGACAGGAAAACAUGACUGUAUUUAUCAAAGUGAAAUAGCUGUAUUGUGUGGGUGUGUUCAGCCUGUCCCCCAAGCCAGUGACAUUUCCUUUUAUAAACAAAAUCUACAAAUAAAAUGUCUGCUGAUUGAAUAUAUAAACAGUGUAUACAUCACAAGCCUUUAAGUGACUUCUACAAAACUACUAAAGACAAACAGAAAGAUUGUACAUUUAUAAAAAAAUAAAAAAAAAUAGAAUGGAAGAACUUUUUUUUAAAAGUUCUGAUUUUUCUUUUUUUUGUAAAAAAUAUAAAAUAAAAAAAUCAGUAAUUUUUUAUGGCUUUCUCAUGCAUUUUUUAAAUCUCACUAGCUCAAUGAUGGCCACAAUUGGCAGACACCCCAGAUAUCUGUGAUUCAUAUUCCCCAAUUCCCAUGAAUACCAGGCAGCCUGAACACUAAGCAUCAUGGAAAAUGUGUUUAACAAUUGCUAUUAAUGUCAGUGAACCUUCUUCUGGCCAUGAGAGGGUAAUGGGAAAUUGAAUGGUAUGCAGUUUAACCUCUUCACUAUCAGCUUUGGACUUGCAAACAGUUCCACUAAAAGCAUGCAUUACACUUCCCUCUGGCGUUGAAGGGAAUUACAGAAUUGUGUUGUUUUGGGAAGAACUCUAUGAGGCAUAUGGCCUUAUCACACAGGAAACAUAACUCUGAGAACUAAUGGGGGCUCCAUUAGACGUGAGUGUAAAUAAAUGCAAUCCAUGAUUCACCAUAGCCUCUAUGUGGCUAUGCCUUGAGGACAAGUUGUGUCAUUUGUGUGUUCAUUUUGUGGCCAGGAGCCAGUAUUUUCACAUACAAUGCCUCAUUCAACUCUAUCACAUUUGGGUUCUUUGCAAAUCUUACUCAUUGGCUCUGUAUCACAUAUUUAAGUCAUGAUCCUUGUUCACACUAAGGAUUAUGGGGAAUGUAGUUUACAAAACAUGAGCCAUUAAUUGAGCCACCAGAUCUGUGAAUGUUUACUGGAAAAAUAUCAAUUCAAUAUGUUAUAGAAAGUACAAGAAAUGUUGUGCUGCAGUUUGGAGAAUUUAUAUUCUGCAGGAAAUGUAUCAACUAAUCAAUAAGGGAAUCCCAUUAGAGAUAAUUAUUGAUUGAUUGAUUUCCUUCUCUACAUACUACAGAAUGUUAGUUUUUGAUUUCUUUUUUAUUAAACAAUGCUUUAUUACAAACUUAACAAUAUUGUACCCUGGCACUCAGAUGCAGCAAUUCUGUACUGACAGCACACUGAAGUAAUGUGUUCAGGAAUACAGAAUGGAUUUAGUAAUUCUUGUUGUUCCACAGCUGCCUCCCUAUAUAGGGGAUCUGUCCUUCUUUGUAACUUACAUUACUGAAUAUAACGUUAUAAUUCUACGAACCUAGAACUCGUGUUAACCUUUUUUUCCCAUGAGAUACUCCGUUUUCUUCUAAAUGUAUUUCAGAUAUGUAGCAAGUGAUAUCACAAUCCAGUUCAGUCAAGGCACAGCCAAGGCAUACAAACCAAAUGAGCAGGAGGAAUAGAAACAUUGUUUCAUUUCACCUCUUCUCUGUGCUCUCUCUGUGCUGACUGCUAGGUGCAAAGGGCAGAGCUUGUAAACAUGACUGGCAGGGAGCUAAGAUGGAGGCGCCCAAUUGCAGAAUACGGAUGUGUAGAUUUCUACAUUUAAUUCUAUUUUCCACACUCAAUAAGUACAUAUUUAAAUACAGAGGUUAAAAAAACAAAACAAAUUAUUAAAAACUUGGUAAGGGGCAAACUUCCUUUAAGACGAGGAGUAUGAAUUGGCAAUGCAAUGUUAGUCUCGGAAUUAGGUGUACAAUAUUUACCUUCACUCAAAUAACCAAUUUGCAUGUUGCAAAUAGACCAAUUACUCAUGUAUAGGUGUAUUUGGUUCACAUUUGUAUACAGUUCUUUGAUGUUAGUUCUUGGUUGUAUAGAAUUGUAAUCUAAGUGAUACUAAUGAUUUCAUCCUUUAGCAAAAUGUGUUAUAAAAAAACUACAUGAAUGAUCACAGCUAGGGAGGGAACAUGGCUCACAGUACUUCAAUGUUUAUAUUUUUUGUUUAUAUAUAGCAGACAAUCCAGUUAUAUAUAUUACAUAUAAUGAUGGGCUGGGUACUUUUUUGAGGAAAUAACAAUGAAUUUUAGGAACACGCUAAGGUUAAAAAUAAAUAUAUUAUAGCUGUUAAACUCACCUGUAAUGUAGUGCAGAGACAGUCUCCGUUUGACCUCCACUCUGCCCAUGGUGAGAUCAGUUUAACAGGUGAUCUUGGUCCAAUUCAGUGCCUGGGGAACUAUGGCGCAUGCGCAGCAAUCAUCCGUCUCUGUUAUUCAGAUGGUUCUCAUAAAGAAGCAUAGAAUCCAGUGUUUGACCCUGAGAAGCAUUCACUAUGGAAUCAUCAUGCUUUGAAUCAUGAAGCUGAAUGUGAGGACCUUCAAUUUUUGAAGGUCUUCAAUGAGGGAGAGUCUCUAGUGGCAGACACGAGAGGCGUGUUUAUUGCCAAAGGUAAUCAUUGCAGUUUCCCUGAAAUGGCUCUACUUUACAUUGUCAUACUGGAAGUUUUUGGUGGUUACAGUGUUCUUUGAGAAUAGGGAGCCGUUGCUCAAUCAAAAUAAAACAUGUCUCAUAAAAGAGUUGCAGAAGUCAGAGAACAAUCCCGUCACUAUUCCUUGGAUGAGAGCAUGAGCUGACCGCACAGAACUGACAUUAGCCAACUCUUGUUCUGAGUUCGCUAACGACACCCCAGUGACUCUGCUGAAGGAGGUGGUACACCUACAGCAGAAAAAGGUUAGACUCAUACAGACUCCAAGCACCAUAACCACUUCAAAUCACUGAAGUGGCCAUGGUGCUUGGAAUAACACUUUAAUGUGUCCUGUUAUUUCCUGGUUUGGUUAACUAAGUGGAGCUAAACUCAAGAGGCAGCAAUUGCCCAGAGCACCUGCCUUGCAAAGACUUCUCAUUGAGCUACAUUGGAAGUCUGUGAUUGGACAGCCACAGAAAGUCUGGGCGGAGUUAGAAGGGGAGGGCUUGCAAAGGCAGCAGACAAGAAAACUGCAUGUUUUGCAAGCUGUUUUAGAUAUACCACUAAUGAAAAAUUGCAUAAUUAAAUACAUACACAUUUUCAUUUGGUGUAUAUAUACCAAACAGUGUAUUUUAAAAAAAAUAUAUAUUGUCAGUGGAGUGUCCCUUUAAGACAUGGCAAAAUUUGACAAAGAGCUCAAUGUCAAAACAGGUCCUAAUAGGGAGGGGGGAAAAAGGUUAUGGAAUAUCUUGUAUUGCAGUGUUACAUUAACCUGCACCGAGAUACUCGCUCCUACUGUUAAAUACUGGUUUCCAUAACAACCGGUAUAGUCUCACCUUCACUAUUUUAGUCUAAACUUUGCAAUUCGACUUUCGAUUCACUACAGUUUAAAAUGUUUAGUGAAUACAUUGCUAAAAUUCUACAACUUUGUUUAAAAAAAACAACUGCCUAGCAACCAUCGCAUGGAAGCUUUAAAUAGUUUUUUCUUCUCCUCUGGUUUCAGAGAACAGAUUUCACCAUCCUUGUUCCUCCCGCAAAUUCCAUGUUCUGGCUGCACCCUGCCCUGACCUCUUGCGCGUUCAGUCAAAGUGAUGAGGUCAGCAUUUUUUCCAGCAGGAAAUGUAGUUGGCACUCAUAUUUUUCAGCAAUUAUCUUGACGCUGAGUAUCAUACACAGUCUGCAUGCUAUUAGCUUUUAAAGAGUAUUUGUGUGGGAGGUUUUUUCUUGUCUUUUUGGAAUUUUUGGAAAAUUUAGACCGUUUUAUUGACAUGUACAAAGUGAUCUCCUCUUAAUCUGUCCGUAUUGAACAUUGGGAUCUGCUUGGCUUGAAUAUUGGACAUGAAACAAACAGACAAAAAAAAUGUGUUUUGAAAUGAUUCUAUAUAUUUUUGCUUAUUGGACACAUUUUGUUAUUUAUUCUGUGAGUCUCAGUAAAAACUUAAUUUUAAUAGACAUAACAUCUAGGCCAUGACGUCACCUAUCUAGGCCAUGACGUCACCUAAAAUCUCUCAGAAUAAUCUGCUUCUUGGUCACACCUCAAGCCUCAUUGCCUAAAAUGUAAUUGUCUAUCUUUGGCCAUUCGAAACAUUGGUAGGUGUCCCUCAAUGCUUCGGUACCCAACUUAAUCUCGCAGUAGUCUGAGUGCCAGGCCCCUUGUCUUUUUAACUCUGCAACUGAAAACACUGGCCUUCUGCAGGACAGCCGCUAGAGGCGCUUCCACAGAAAUAGCAGAGUUAAACCUGGUUGCUUCUUUCAGAUGGUCUCAUAGAGAGACCAUCUAAUUGAUGCAGUGUGGCAUUUUUUUUGUAAUAUGGGAAAACAUUGGUUUGGCCCAUCCAUCUAGUUUGGGGUCACCAAAAAAAAAAUGCCAACAUAUUUUCUCAUAUUUUUUCAUAUUUAUUCAGAAUAAGGGUGUAGACAAACACAGUGAUAUCAUGGAGGUUAGGUUAUAGCACGUCAAUCGUUCUAUAGCACGUUUACAAAACCUUUUUUUUUUUUUUUUAUCCACUAACCCUACACACUUUUAAUCAAAAGUAAUUUCUAGUCUAAAAUAUUACACGUUGUGGUAUAGUGGAAGAUGUACAUUAAAGGACCACUAAAGCACGAUAACCACUGCAUAGUUUUGUAGUGGUUAUGGUGCCAUGAGUGUCCUGGGGUUAUACCAAUGUCAAUCCACUUUAGUUGCUGCCCCUGCAUCUGGUUUUCUCCCAGAGGAGAAUUCAAAUUGCACAAUUAGAUACUUAUUUUUCCUCCAAGAAAUGUAUGUUGAUGCAGCCUCAAAUGUCUUUUGUUUUACCUUGCAAAAUAGCGUCCAUGUCCAACUGAGUUAUUCACUAAACGGCAAAUUGUUUAAAAAUAUAUUUAAAUUGUUUAAAAAGUAAAAAUUUCAAAGUUCAAGCCGAAAUAACCAGACAAAAAAAAAAAAAUCUCCUCUAAGUUAGCUAUUGUUUUAGUUUGACUUAAAAUUUGAAAAUUCACUAUGAAUCCCGAACAAGUCCCAAUAUAUUGAAUAACCCCAAUAGUAAUUUUAUCUAUAUUUUGUGCUAGGCAUAAGGCUGAUGGCAAAUAGAGCCCUGUGUAGUGCAUUUUCACAAGUGUUCUUCCAUAUUUGUGUCUGAAAUUGUAAAACUAUUUAUUACAUUAAUGUAUCUCAUCACUGACUUCGUGCAGUGUGCCUGCAUGCCUUUAGUCCUCUUGUAGUGUCUGACAUUCAGUAUUUAGCACUUUGAUGCUCUCCUGCUGUGUGUGACAUGUUCCUGUAUAAUGUGAGUCGGUCCCAGACAGUUGAAAUGCAUGUGUUUGAUGAUUUUAGACACUUUGACAUGUUGUAUAUUAGUGUUUAAAAUGACCAUGCUGUGCUUGACGUGUUCAUAUACUGAAUCUAUUUCUUACAAGCUUUUGAAACAGUUGUGGAGUUGCUCACUACAGGGCGGAUUCAAAAGUAAUGUCAAAUUUAACCCCUUAAGGACACAUGACAUGUGUGGCAUGUCACGAUUCCCUUUUAUUCCAGAAGUUUGGUCCUUAAGGGGUUAAGGCCAAAGUAGAACUGAGUUCUGUUAUUUUGGUCUCAAAUGUAAAACAUUUCAAAUGGACAAAGAAGAGACACUUUAAUUUUUUCGAGUGAGGGUCUGGCAAGGGGGCAGGGCUGUGCCGAGAAAUUUUAUGUGACUUACUAAAUGUAAUUUAGAACAAGAACAACGAAAGAAGAAUACUGAACUCAAUAAAAAGAGGGGCAUUAGGAGAAAAAAGGGAGACCAGGGAAUUUGGGCUCAAAAUAGGGACUGUCCCUCCUAAAUAGGAACACUUGGGAGGUAUGGGUCUUUUCAAGUAGGAGAAGCCAGAUUGUAAUUUAGAGCAAAGCAUAUCUGGUUCUCAAACUUGACUAGACAUGGCACGAACACCUGGCGGCAGCAAGGUUUGGCAUCUUACCGCGGGAUGACGCCAGGACACUCCUUGCACCAUCUCUGCAGUGGUUAUAGUCCCUGGAGUUUUUCUUUAAGUCAAUAAACGGUGUGUUUCAGGAGACCGUAAUUAAGGUGUUGUAACCUCACAACAUUCUUUUUCACUAUAAACAUUUUUAGUGUCAACUCUGGAAACGAUGUUUCGUUUCCUAUUGUGUUAUAUUUAUUUAUGCUCAUCCUUGUAUCUAUGGUAGGCCACUUGGAAAUCCAGUCUUACUUGUAAUAUUACAUGAUCUGGACAUGAACUUGGCGUGUGUGAAACUCUUUGUGUGAUGUUUUCUCGCCGCAAAAACAAACGGAGGGAAAGUGAAGGAACAAGAGUGAAAAUACUAAAUCAAACAUUUUUAAAAAAUUCUAAAUUGUAUCAGGAUUUUCGGUACAGGUUUUAUGUAAUAGUAAAAAAUACGGAAAAUACAUAAAAUGUGGGGCAAAGUAGUGAAAAAGUGAUUUAAGUGAAAAACUAGAUUCAGGAAUUUCACAUUUAGAUGGACUGAGUGGAUACACAUGACUAGUAAUAUCAAAGUAUUAUUUACGUGAUGAAGACUAGCUACAUUUAUUGUAGUUUAAAGACACAUUACUGGGAGUAUUAUUGCUGUGGAGCUCUGUUAUACACUCAGACACAUUACUGGGAGUAUUAUUGCUGUGGAGCUCUGUUUUACACUCAGACACAUUACUGGGAGAAUUAUUGCUGUGGAGCUCUGUUAUACACUCAGACACAUUACUGAGAGUAUUAUUGCCGUGGAGCUCUGUUAUACACUCAGUCACAUUACUGGGAGUAUUAUUACUGUGGAGCUCUGUUAUACACUCAGACACAUUACUGGGAGUAUUAUUGCUGUGGAGCUCUGUUAUACAGUCAGACACAUUACUGGGAGUAUUAUUGCUGUGGAGCUCUGUUAUACACUCAGACACUUUAAUGGGAGUAUUAUUGCUGGGGAGCUCCGUUAUACACACUGACACAUUACUGGGAGUAUUAUUACUGUGGAGCUCUGUUAUACACUCAGACACACCAACAAUAUGGAGCUCCUAGAAAAGAGGGACAUUAGGAUUGAAAAGAGGGACAGGGGGAUUUAGACUAAAAUAAGGACUGUCCCUCCUAAAUAAAGACACUUGACAGGUAUAGUAAUAAUCCAACAUGUCUUGAUUUCUUGUGCGUAGAAUUUGAUAGCUGCUGAAGGAUUUAAAUCACAUAUAAUACUAUGGAUACCAAACCCUGCUAUGUAAAACACAUGCUGCAUGUUUGGAGGAUAUCCUGCCUCAAAUCCCACUGAUUCAUCUCUGUGUCAUCACUGAGACAAGCCUGGUAUUUGGAAUUCACAAUUUUGUAGAUUUAUUUUUAAUGGACAGAGCUUGUGAGCAUUGUACACAACGUGUCUAUAAUGUGGGUUAAUUCAGUAUAUGAGUUGGGCUGCCAUGGUGUUAAGUGGUGUAUGCUGUUUGUGAUGUAAGUGAAGUAUUGUUUGAGUGAGGUAAGUGCACUAUAUAACUACACACACACACUCUUACGAACAGACGCAUACACACUAGCUAACAGACACACACAUUUACUGACAGAAACACACUCACUUACAAAACAUACACUCUCACUGACAAACACACACUCACUAACAGACACACAAAGUAACACACUCAGUAACAGACACACACAGUAACACACACACUCACUGACACGUCAUCUUCCGGCUCCGGCAUCAGUGCGGUGCGCGAGGGAGCUGGGCAGGGAGCGCUCAGGGGAGAGUGCUCCCUUACGCGCCUGCAGGACCGUCCGCCCUCAAAGUGAAGCCACUGCAAGCCUCUGGGGGCCCUGGAAGAGGCUGGCAAAAUGUGACCACACUGCCCUGCAUACCUGGUCGCAGGUCGGCCGGGCCCCCUGAAGGCCCAGGCCCGGUCGCAGCCUCGACCCCUGCGACCGUGGUAUGUACGCCAGUGAUGGGAGUUGUAGUUCUACAACAUGGGAUCUAAACAGCAAUUGUAGUGAGCUGAAAACUAAAUUGCCAAUUUGUUGGCAUUAAAGGGACACUAUUGGCACACAAACCAGUUCAUCUGAUUGAACAAUCCCUGUCUUCUUAACCCUGCAAUAUAAACCAUUUUGGAGACACUGCAGUGUUUACAUUGCAUGGUUAGGACGGCCUCUUUCUGCUGUUUCACAGAGUUUAAUUCUGUAAAUAAGUCUGUGAAACGUCACUGGACGUCCUUACGCAUUGCAAGAGGAGGUAAAUCAUCUUUAAAAUCCCCAUAGGAAAGCAGUGAAUCAAUGAUCUAAUGCACGCUGUGCUUUCUACGCAUGUGCAUUAGGAUCACCUAUUGGCGUGACAUCACUGGCGGAGGAGACGGAUCGAGCACCAAGCGUUACUUGUGCUGGAAAGAGGUAAGUGUUAAAAGGCUUUUUAAACCUUUAUCCACUGGGGGAUUUGGGGGGGGGGGCACAGACCCUUUAAGUCCUGAUUCUCAAAAUUCCUUCACUAUAUCUAAAGUCACAGCUUGGGUAUUGUAGCCUGAAUUUCACAAUUUAUUUUUCAGUUUACUACAAAUUUGCUUUUUUGUGAAUAAACUCUUGUAUGUUGCAGGUGCAGUGUGGUUAUGGUCAUUAUUUGAAUGGAAUACAUGCAUAUUUCCCAAGUGUCCCAAUUUAGGAGGGACAGUCCCUAUUUAUUGGUCUAAAUCAGUGAUGGCGAACCUGAGUGGCCAAACCGCAAUACAAACCAACUUUUUUUUCUCAAAGUGCCAACACGGCAUUUAAAUCUGAAUAUCAAGGUUUAAGUUUAGAAAAAACAACUCCUACAGUUGUCCGUACUAAUUAAUAUAAUUUCUUUUAAAAGAAGAACACAACAUAGAGUUCAAUGAUACAAACAGUUUUUUUUAUUGAAAAAACAUAUAUUCUAGUAAAUGAAAACACACUGGUGUUUGGUGGUGCUUCACCUAACUAAGGACCUAUUCCCCCCCUAUCCACCGGCAGUUUGCAUGCAUCUUACAUGCUGCUUUGGCACAGUUUACAUAAUUUCAUAUUUAAGGUCAAAAGCUAUGCUUUCCAUUCAACUACUCUGGCCUUAAAUUCUAAAUUCACUUUGAGUUGGGAGUUGUAGGCCAUCAAUAUAUGGGGUGUAGAGAUUGAGAUCCCUGCUCUAUAUACCCAAUACAAUAUAAUAAUCCUGUUAUAAUGCAAUUUAAACUCCUAAAUACUCAGAAAGCCAAUUAAGGAUUGGUGGAACAGUAGGGCACAGACAUUUGAAGUGCUCUUGACAUUCUUAUGAUUAACAAAGUUCCCUUUCAGUGUUUGAUACAGUGUUGAGUGGCUGACCAUGGUGUAGUUUAAGUACUUGGCUAGCUGUUUGCCUCAAUGCGUUAGCCAAUAAAGGAAUUGCAAAGCAUCUGUUUAUCGUGCCCAAAAGAAGUCUGUUUGUGUGUAUGUAGGCUAGUGCAACAGCUCAACGCGAAUCAAAAAGAUAUUUAUAACACUAUUGGCCUAUAAAAUACAUAUAAAAAACUUUUUACAGCCUUUUUCAAUAAAAUAGGCAACAAAGAUACACACUGAAUGUUACGUGUGACAUUUCUAUUCCAUAUGUCCCAACAUUUCAAAUGGACAAAGAGGGACACUUUAAUUUUAGGGGUGUGAGUGGGAGUGUGGCCAUGGGCUGUGGAGCUCUGUUAUACACCCAGACAAAUUACUGGGAGUAUUAUUGAUGUGGAGCUCUGUUAUACACACAGACACAUUACUGGGAGUAUUAUUGCUGUGGAGCUCUGUUAUACAUUCAGACACAUUACUGGGAGUAUUAUUGCUGUGGAGCUCUGUUAUACAUUCAGACACAUUACUGGGAGUAUUAUUGCUCUGGAGUGUCUACCUGAUCGUCUCUUGCGGUGGUUGAAAUGUUGAGAUUCAUGUCUUUUCACUGCAUAACACUGUAAGCACAACACCAUAAGUUGCCAAACAUCCAUCCAUCCGUUGAUAAUCUGCAACUCCCAUAAUCUUCCUCAGCCAGACUGCACCCAUGCAAAUUAUAUCAGUGUCCAGAAUCAGUGGAUUACUAUCUAGUCCAGGCAUAGGCAACCUUCGGCACUCCAGAUGUUUUGGACUACACCUCCCAUGAUGCUUUGCCAGCAUUAUGGGUGUCAGAGCAUUAUGGGGGAUGUAGUCCACAACAGCUGGAGUGCCGAAAGUUGCCUACCCCUGAUCUAGUUGCAUGUGUAACGUUUCCUGAUAAACUGCGGGCCGUUCUCCAGUAAUAUUGGGGACUCAACCUUUCAUUUCUGUGACUUGACUUAUCCAACUAGGUUUUUUCGUAAUUUUUCUCACCUCUGUAUAACGUGUUCUGCUUGACAACAGGGUUAUUCAAUAACGUGUGAAUUUUAAAUUUAAGGUCAAAGUAGCCAAAAUGGAAUCAUUCUCUAAAUCUGCUGUUUCUGCUACUUUGGCCUUAAAUUUUAUAUUCACUUACAAUUCUCUCUUUAGUGAAUAACUAUGAUAUUUUUUCUGUGCUUGAUACCUUAUAAAUCUUAGCACAGGGUUGCAGUUCUAUUUUACUUUUUAUACGUUAGUUUCUUUGUAGGGAAGCCAUAAUUCCCUAUUAUAAUAUAUAUUCAUUGUUUUUAACAUUCCCUGGAAUUUUUCCGUAUCGUUUAUAGUUCCCCUUUUAUUGAAUGUUCUACGUAUGGUUUCAAAGAGAAUGUGCCAGGGUCCUUCUGGCAACUAUUAGCAGACGUCGGGGUGGUUUAAAUUCUUACAUUCAUACCUGGGACAUAAUAGGUAGCAGGCCUUGUUUCAUUUGGAAGUUUAAUAACAGAUUAAGAGGACAUUAUGAAUCAUACUUUUGAAAGAAAAGCACGGACUCCACACAAGUUAAUAACAGAAAACAGAGUGCGGGUAAGAAACAUGUCAAUGUCAUUGUGUGCUGUACAAUGAUACUGAGUUUUGUUACUGGCAUACAGAGCGCAGUGUCUUCCUUCCAGAGCAAACAAACACGGUGACUCACAGUCUUAUAUUCUGUAGCCAAGGAAUACCCACAAGAAUUCUGUGUUUAGAAAGGAGAGGGAUCUUAAAGCACCAGGACUGACAUUAAUCUGUCCUGCGCGAUAAGACACAAUGUGAGGGGAUGGGGGAGUAUAAAGUACUUUAUAAAAAAACAUUCUAGCAAUUUUAUUUUAUAAAAUAAAUUUAUUUAUAAAGCGCCAACCUAUUCCACAGCGCUGUACAAUUUGAAAAAAGACAGUACAAUCUAAAUAGACCAAUACAACAGGUAGGGGGCCCUGACUGUGAGCGAGAUCAUGCAUAAUUGGCACUACACCAAAGUCCCUAUGUGACAGGCAAAGCUAUAAAUACCAUAUUCCACAAUUAGAUCUUAAUUUUUCAACCAAAAUACUUAUUUUUAUGUGGCCUUAAAUCUCUCAUGUUUUACUCUGCAAAAUAGCAAUAGGCUCACAGCAGUGUGUAGUACAUCACAGAGCUCCCCAGAAAUAAAACUCACAAUAUUGUGCUGAGUUUUGUGAAUGUAUCACAGAGCUCCCCAGCAAUAGAACUCACAGCAUUGUGUUGAGUGUAUCACAGAGCUGCACAGCAGUGGAACUCCUAGUAAUGUGCAGAUAUGGUGAGUGUAACACAGAGCUCCAAAGCAAUAAAACUCACAGAAAUGUGCAGUGUGUUUGCAUCACAGAACUCUAAAGCAAUAACACAUACACAGGCUUCUCAGUUUGUAAUCUGUAGCAACACAACUAUUUCUACUGAAAGCCUAGAAGUGCUUAUUCACACCUUGUAUAGUUGUGUGGUUUUAUGUUACUCGGUUAACACAUCUCGAUUGCCAUUUGGUUUUGCAAACAACGCAGGCCUAGUGGGAAAUAAGCUAAUGUUAAGAUUACCAAGAAAAACUCUAAUUCGAAUAUUACAAACUCAAUUAAACAAAGAAUAUCUGGAGGAAGCAGCGCAUGUUUUGCUUUCUAGCGGAAAGGAAAAUAGAUAUACAGAACACGUGUUCACCUGCAGGGGGACUUCAUCUGAAAACGUGACACUUUUGCAAAAUGAGGGCAUGGGCAUAAAAUGCAAUGGGAGAUCAUUUUCAGCCCUGUGCAAUAGGUCAAGAAAUAUGGUUUGAAGCCUCACAUUGUUCUCUGUCUUUACAUACAACUUUACCCCAGGCUGGCUGAUCUUUGGCACUCUUGGCGUUAUGGAUAAUGCCCAUUUUUUACAGCCAGCCACAUUUGGCUAAACGGAUGGUUAAACUGUGUGGGCAAACACAAAGCCUCAACAGCUGGGGUACCAAACAUGAAUCAUCACUUCUUCAAAGUUCUUCAAACAAAAACAGAUACAAAUAAAGCUGAUUUUAAGUCAGCCAGGUGAAUUAAACUCAUGAUAACAAACCCAUAGGUCUUUGCAUAGAGUUUACAAUCUAAAGACCUAUGGGCCUUGAUAAUUAGAAGAACGUGGUUACUUUUAAUAUCCCUAGUGUAGACUGUAGGCUCACUUCAGUCGGACUAUUGUCACUCUUGUUCCUGUCUCCCUCCUGUGCCACUAAAGUGUGUUUGUAUAAUUUACAUAUGGCAAAUAGCCGCAUAAUAUAUAAACAAAAUAUACAUAAUACUCGAACAUAUAUAGUUUUUAAUAUGAUAUAUGUCAAGUUCAAUAUGAAAGAGAGAUUGAAUCCGCAGCCAGGAGAGAUGUCUUUGGAGAGAAAGUUACUAGGAGUAUAAUACCAUGCGUCAUGUUUACGAGGGACUUUGGUUAAUAGAGAAUGGAUUGCUACAGAUAUAUAUGGAUAUCUAUCCCCGGGAUAUCUGGAAUGCUGUCCACUUUCGCUAUUCUACUGCCACACUGUGGUUUAAAGAUGUAGUGGGAGACACAGCCUUUAAGAUAGGGGUACAAUCAGGGGGAUUUUUUCAAGUGUUCUAUUCUGAAAAGUGAUUAUAAGAUACUGAAAUGGGGGGGAUGUUGGAUGGCAACUCCUGUCACCCCUGACCGGAUGGGGUGACAAAAAAUGAGAAUUGCCCGGUACUGUUCUAUGAAGCCGUGUUUACAAGUUGAUUUUAAAUAUCAUAAAAUACCAUAAGAGCCAUUUCUAAUUUUGGGGUGUUAUUCACUAAAACCGUCAGUUGUGGUGAACAGUCUGACAACUGAAUUGUAACCUUUGAAGGUCCAAAAAGGUCUGGUUAAAAAAGACGCAUGUCAUACUGAGUGUUUUAAGAGCACUUUGCACAGAAUCAUUCGUGCUCUGAUUACUGGGGCAGUUCCCUAGUCUUCACAGAUGUGGGUCACCAGGGAACUAACCAAGGACCGGAGUCCAUUUCCAGACUCUCCUACUGAAUUGGGAGGUAUCAAUCCAAACAAUCUGCAGUGUCUAUGGUGUUUCGAGUGCCCUUCUAAAUGGAUCCGUUGAUUCUACUGCUCUACAUGCUAUAACGUCCGAUUUCAAGCCUAGAACAGCUUAAACAAAGAGCCGAAUAACUUGACUACAGACCAACUGACAGAUCUAUUUUCCCCAUAAUAUAUCUUAAAAAGACCAGACUUUAUAACUUAUCAUAUUUCCUACACACAGCAAUUUCAUGCUGAUCUCAAGAGGUACAGCUUGCACCAACUUCUGUUGGAAGACCAUAUCACGUAACCACAAAACUUCCUGUAAAAAUAAUUAUAAAAAGUCUCCUUUUAUUGUUAAUGCACUUCAGUCCCCAUUUACUCCGUCACAUAACUCAUUGUUAUAGCUGUUCUGUUAUAUCUUUCAAUUAAAAUAUAACAUAGCUGUACAAGAGCUGCACAAACAAACCAAAAACAUAAAAAAAAAAAAAAAAGAUUAUAACAAGCACGUGAACAGCAACAACCUUAAAAGGACAACUUUGAGCACCAUAACAAUUUAUCUCAAUGAGGUUGUUAUGGUGUCUGGAAGUUCUUGGCGCUGCCUAACCUCUAAGUGUUCUUGAUAGUGCAGUUGUCUCGUUACAAUUACAUGUCUGUUAGUCCACCCAUUGUACAGCGCUACAGAAUCUAAAGGCGCUAUAUAAAUAAUAAAAUAAUAAUAAUAGUGCUUAUCCCCCUGGCGUUGGUUUGGCACUCACUGCAUUGCCCUGUGCAUUGCCAAGCACAUCUAAUGAUCCACUGGCUCUACGCUUACUGGGGACAGUACACAAGGGAGUGAAGUCAGGAUGGUAGGACAGGUUCUGAAAUAGGGACUGUCCAACCAAAACGAGUCUGUUAGGAUUCAAAUAAAUUUAAAGGACCACUAUAGUGCCAGGAAAACAAACUCGUUUUCCUGGCACCAUAGUGUUAAUAGGUCCCCCCCACCCUCAGGGUCCGACUCCCGCCAGGCUCUAGGGGAAGAAGGGGUUAAACGCUUACCUUUAUCCCGCGCAGGGCUACCUCGGCGCUGGGGACUGUAGCGAAGCGGCAAUAUUAAAUCCCACGAUCUCCGCUGGUAAAAAAGGUAAUCCACAGUCAGCGAUGAAAAGUAAGGCAAUAUCCAAAUCCCCCAGUAACCGGACGAGACACAGUUCUGGGAGUCAACUGAGGUUUUUAUUCACAGCAUCCAGUAUUUAUGCAAGUCCCCAUGCAAGGGGUUUCCAUACUGACAUAACAGGGGUUGUACAGUAGGGGACUACAUGGGGGACUUAACAUUCUGAGCAUUUCUCCCAUCAGGCACUGCUGGACGAGAGGGAUACUCCCACUGGAAUACACCGUUAAGUGGAUUAUCCCUCCGUGCAGCAGAACCGGCAUUUUACAUUAAAAUGUAUAACAUUUAUAAUACUUGAGUGAUUUAAACGAAUGGACGUUCGGUAGAUAGCUGGGGUCUGAGCGCACCUUUCGUGAGAAUACCGCUCAGAUCCUAGCUAAAACAACCGAACGCCGCACGAAAUACACUUUGCCCAUGAGUUCGUCUGAAAGUGCCGAACACCGAUGGGGAACUGUAAUAGUAGAAUACCGGAAUACCGUCGAGUAGCCUUUUUCAGUUCCACGCGCUCGACGACCAAACCCCGCUGGUAAGACAAAGGAUCCAAGAUGGCCGACCGCCGCGUGGUUGGUAGCCAAACGACGGCCACCUAGGAAAGCCUCUAAUUACCGAUUGCAACACUGUUGCAAUCGGUUAAUGAGCACCACACGUCCCUCUGUGUGUGGGCUAUUAGGGGGUAGCUCAUUCGGUUCACGAACAGCCUGUAAGGUUGCUGUUCGUGAAACGAAACACAUGAAUGCUAGUGGCUUUUGGCUGCUAGCAUACAAAUUCAAUGCAAACAUACAGUAACACACAGUGUAAAUCCAGGUUAUACAUGAAGUUACAGGGAUUAGUACAGACAACCUUUUUAUGCACAUAGUCCAGAAAAUUACAAGUGGCUAGGUUUGCCACAGGGACUCUCCUCUUUCUUCCGACGUCAUCGGCUGAAUGCGCGGCAAGAGCCGCACGUGCAUUCAGUAAGUCCAUAGGAAAGCAUUUCUCAAUGCUUUCCUAUGGACGCUGGUGUCUUCUCACUGUGAAAAUCACAGUGAGAAGCGCGGAAGCAUCUCUAGCGGCUGUCAAUGAGACAGCCACUAGAGGCUGGAUUAACCCUCAGGGAAACAUGUUCUAGAUGGACCUGGCACCCAGACCACUUCAUUAAGCUGAAGUGGUCUGGGAGCCUAUAGUGGUCCUUUAAUAUUUGAGGCAAAGUUCUACAAGUAAACUAUAUGCAUUCUGCCCUAAUUUCUGAAAUUCACUUUGAAUUUAUGACAAAUGACCAUUUUUAACCCUGUAUUUAUACAGCGUGAACAAAAUCCCUGUGCUUGUAACACCUGGAUGGAGAGAGUUAAAAAAUGAACCCCUCUGACAGCUAGCUUUGAAUAUAUAAACACUGUCAGUUUGGCUUUUACUGAACCCAGCACUCAACCCAGCACUCAAUCCUUAAAUUGACUGUCUGGAGAAAAGAUGUUUUUACCAUAGAAGUACAUGUGGACUCAGCUGUGAUACAAAAAAAACCCCAGUGAAAAUAUAACUGUUGUCAUCUGGCUCGUAUGUACUAAGAAACAAACGCGUCUCCUUAAAAGGUGCUAUUUUAACUAGACAAAACAAACAGCUGUCUGGGAUGUAAAACAAAGCGAAUUUGGCACAGGUGUUAUGUUGUUAAAUCUACGAUAGUUUAACCCUAUCAAUUCAAAACACAAAAUGUCAUGAUAAGCCCCUUUUUUUGGGUUAUAUCACUGCCCUUUCCACCCCCUCACAUGACAAUAGAUUAGAAUUUAUGAUUCCCUCCAAAAAGAUGAACUGACAAAUCUCCUCUUGACGGUUGAUGGGAACAGGCUUCACCUCGCGCAGUCAAGGAAUUAUUGCACAUGCGCAAGAUUUAACAUGUAAGUCCCGGAAUGUUAUCGGAUGUUCCGUAAAACUCUUUUUGUGCUCUUUCAAGUUCAAUAUUCAAUAUUAAUGUUUAAAUAAUGGCAACGAUGCAAGCAUCCAGCAAUCUUUGACUCAGAUCCCUUCGUUGAGAUUAAGUGGUAUGGGUGCCUAAAGUGAUUCUUUAAUCUGUAGUGCAGGGGUCCUCAAACUCCGGCCCCCCAGAUGUUCUGAAAUACAACUCCAAUGAUUCUCUAGCUAGCUAUGUAAUUCAAAGAAUCAUAGGAGUUGUAGUUCAGCAACGUCUGGGGGGCCGGAGUUUGAGGAACCCUGCUGUAGUAGUUCUGAUGCUUAGACUGUCCCUUUAACAUACUCCAAGCUCACACUUAACUCCAUGGCGCCACCUACUGUUUUCAGAAUGUUGAAUAAAAAAACUUGUGAGUGCUGUCAGAUCAAUUUCUCUAAGUAUUUAAGCAAUGCCAGGCUUGACGCAGCAUGAGGUUAUAAAAAUGAUUGUAAAAAGGCAAGUUUACAAACCAAAUACUUUCCAUUAUGUUGCUAAAGAUCUAAUUCUGACAUGAAAUAUCCUGCUUUUAGAGAAUGCAGAACUGAUAAAUAUGAAGAUUUUUUUUCCCCAUUCUUAAAUAAAGGAAAAGGAUCCUUUUCUUCCCAGUUCAUUUUCCCAGGCCACCCCUCCACUUUCCCCACCAUCUCGAGCCCACCUAACACCUCCUUCCCCUCUCCUUCCCAACCCCCAACGCUCCUAGUCUCUGCACCAUUGUUUAUUUACAUCAGGUUGACACUCACUGCAUUGGAAUGAAAUUCCUGUUUCCAGAAGUGGUGAUAGAAUGGAAUUGCCUUCCAGUAGAAGUGGUAAAAGUUUAUACAGUGCUGUAAUUCGAGAAUGCAGUGGGUAGGCCUCAGGCAAUCUGUAAAGGAAAUUAGGUCAACUGUUACAUUGGUACAUUUUAGACAGUGUUACAUGAGUUACAUAUUUGACAGGCUUCAUGCGCCUUGGCAGCCGUCAUAAACUUUUCCACUACCUCAUAUUAGUAGCUUGCGUUUUCGCCUAGACCUAAGACGGCCCUUUGGGGGGUGUUGACAUUAAGCCAUGACAUUAUUUUUGUCAUUAAUUUAACUUUUUUUGAAACUCCCAUUUAUGCUGCCCCCAUCUGCAUAAAUUAGCUUCAAAUUCCUUUUAUUAAUUUUUUUCCCCCGAUUGAGCACGGACCUAGCUAAGCAUCAUGAAGGCAACAGUUUAUAAAUACCUGGCGUACUAACUUUUGGCAUAUUUUUUGGAUGUACUAUUACAAGCUUCCCCAAACUCCGGCCCUCCAGCUGUUGCUGAACUACAACUCUCAUGAUUCUCAGCCUAUCUAUUUCAUUCAUAGAAUCAUGGGAGUUGUAGUUCAUCAACAUCUGGAGGGCUGGAGUUUGGGUAAGCCUGUAAUAGUUGCAUCCCCCUGUUUUAUUUUGUUAUUAUAUAAUGUAUAUUUCAUUGUACCUAUUGUACAAUUUGUUACCAUUGUAAAAAAACAAAAACCUUUUACUUAAUAAUAAAAUAUAUUUGAAACAAAAUUUUCUUAUGAGAUUCAGGCAAUCUAGACCAGUGGUGCCCAAAAGGUAGAACCCCAGAUGUUUUAAAACUACAGCUUCUGUGAUGCUUUGCCAUUCUAAAGGCAUUCCAGAGGCAUGCAAAGCAUCAAGGGAGUUGUAGUUCUCCAACAUUUGGAGAUCUACCUUUUGGGCACCCCUGACCUAGACUGUCUGAGCAUCACGCGGACAGGAACUCCCAAACAUGAGAACAUAAAACCAUAUUUUAUGUUAAAUGUAAAGCUAUGUUUUAUAACUUUAAUCUUGCCACACCAUUUUUUCUUUUUUAAAUUACUAUUCACUGCAAACAUGCACAACAAAUAAAAUGUUGCAUUUUUUUAAAAUUUUUAAAGACCCUAUCAAUUCAGCGAUUACUUAUAAUGAUUUGCAUUGCAAUAUAGUAGCAAGCGCAAGGUAAUACAAUGCAAAUAAGCAUUAUGGGUAAUUUGUUAAAUGAAUAUCUAUAAGCCAAGGUUUAAGUGCUGUAUACAGCGGAGAAAGGGAGGAGAAAUUAGUGAUGGGGAGAUUGUGGUAAGUAUUCGCUUGUAGGUUUGUGUAACUUCAGUGUGGGGGUAUAACGGAAGAACUGAAUGUAUCACAGCGGGUGUAACCACUAAGUGCGGAAGCAGUCACAAACCUAGCCAUCUAGCAUACAGUAAGAUUAUAUUAAAUAAAGUUCCACUUUCUAUUAAAAGAAAUAUACAGUUUCAGUGCCCCUCCCUUCCUGCUUUCUAAUGAUAUAUGAAUAAUACUCUAUUUUGCAAUCAAAACUGGAAAAGUACUGCUAUUAAUGCACAAAUCCUAGUUUUUUUUAGGGUAAAUUACACAUUUUUACUAGCAUUCAAAGUGAUACAUUUUAGGGUUUUUCACUAAACUCUGACCGAGUUAUUUCCUAAAGCGAGAAUUGUCAGCAAUUCAAUGUGAAACUUAAGACCAAAGUAGACGAAUUGGAAGCAUAGCGGAUUUGGAGAAUUAUUCACGUUUGAUUAGUGUGAUCUCAAGCUUGAAAUCAACGUUGUAUUCCCAAACGUCGCAAAUAAAAUACAGCCUUACUGGUGUCAAAUUAACAUGGAUAUUCUAAAAACAAAUGCUGUUUUAAAGUGACCCCUGACUCAGAAAUAGGGCGGGCACGCAUUGUUAGAAUAUUGGCACAGUCUCAAUGUAGUCAUCAUGGGUGAUCAACAAGGCAGCUGUAAGUUAGUCAAUUUUGAAUCCUUUUGCUGAACACCACAUUUUGUAGUAAUUUGAAAACAAAAUUGCCAAAUUUAGGCAAUAAUAUCUCAUUAGAAAAUAUUCUCAAGCUUGGCUGUACUAAACGUUUGGCUAUUUUAGUCUAAGUUUUCCAGUUUGUCUUUCAACUCAGUUCAGUGUUUAGUGAAUAAUUGUACAGCGCUACAGAAUCUGAAGGCGCUAUAUAAAUAAUAAAAUAAUAAUAAAAUAAUAAUAAUAAAAAAAGUCGUUCUCUCAAUGUUAACCCAUUAGGACACAUGGCGGAAAUAUUCCGUCAUGAUUCCCUUUUAUUCCAGAAGUUGUGUCCUUAAAGGGUUUUUAAAAUGUCAGUCUUAUUUUUGGUUGAAACUGGUGCAGGGACCGAGUUUAGUUAGAGUGCCCUCUAUUGACUGCAUUGAGAAAUGUCAGAAAACGACACAGCUUUAUCUUAAAAAGUACACGUCUUAUCCUAGUCCUGGGAAGAACGGUACAUGUUCUUUUUGCAGUUGCUUUUAUUAAAAACAUUUUUUUUUUAAGUUUUAAUGGCAUUCUAAGGCUCCGUUAUUUUUAUUCCAUAAUGCAGCAUUAGUUAUCUGCCUGGUGCAUUUAGGGUCUGAGAAUAUAACCAGGAGAAAAACUGAGGAGAGCCCUUUGUGAAAGAGUAUAUAAUAAGAUCUAAAAUAGAUUUACAGGGUUAUUUACCAAAAGGAGAAUGAAUUCAAAGUGAAUUUUAAAUUUAAGGUCAAAGUAGUCAAAUGGGAAAAAUUCUCUAAACCAGCCAUGCUUUGAAAUUGAUUACUCUAGCCUUAAAUGUUGAAUUAUUGCAUUUUAGUAAGAUGUUUCUGGCUUUCUCACAUAUCCGUGUGUGUUUAGAUUGCGAAGUACACAUUUUAAAAAAUUGUUUUAGUUUUAGUCUAGUCUAGAAUUGUUUUAGUUUAGUUUUAGUCACCUAAAUCUCCAGCAGAUUAGUUUAGUUUAAUUAAAGCCUCUAUCUGUCUCUUUUGCCCCUUCCCCAGCCCCUCUGUGUCUCUUUGUGUCCUCCUAGCCCCUCUAGGUGUCUCUCUCCCAAGCCCUGGUCUGUGUCUUUUGCCCCUUCCACAGGCCCUCUGCGCAGUGUUAAUUUUGGCGGCAAAUUUCAAUUUAGUUUUAGUCAUAGUCUUCUGACAAAAAAGCCAUUUUAGUUUUAGUCAUAUUUUAGCCAUCUGAAUUGUUUUAAUCUUGUCUAGUUUUAUUCGACAAAAUGUGACUAAAAUUGUUAGUCGACAAAAUUAACACUGUAGUCAGAAAUUAUCAUUUUUGCAGGAUGCCUUUAAAGGGAUUCUCUAGUGGCAGGAAAACAAACCCGUUUUGACAUCUACGGGGGACUUGCUAUUUAAUUAUCAGAGAUCUGAUUAGCUCUAAUAAAGAGAAUGUAGCCUACAAUGAGGAGUCAGGAAACCGUCAAUACAAUGAAAACUAAUUUGCAAAUAUAAACUUUGAUAACAGAAAAUAAUAUGUUUGCCAAUACACCUUUAUGCCAAAAUAAAUAUUUGGAGAGGAACAAUGCAAAGGGCAGUGUGACGGCUCACAUCAAGGUUUGGGGGUGAUUCUAAGGUAGGCAGCGAGGAGCAUUAACUAUUACUCAGACCAGAUACCCACCAUAACAACAUUUAAACUGUACUCUGGGGAGUGUAAGCAGAGAUAUAUCUCCUCAUUCUCCUACAUAGGAAUUAUCCCUGUAUCAACUGUAUUGUUAGAAUCUCCCUGUAUCAAGUCACUUGCUUAUUACAAAAUGUCCACAAACUGUGAUAAAAUAAUAUCAAAUAAAUGAGAUGUAUUCUGUAGUAAACAACUUAAAGGACCACUCCACAGACAUAAAGCACCUUAGCUUGCUGAAGUGCUUUAUAUGUGAAGAGUAUGUCCUUGUUUUUUCAAUUUAGAGAAAGUACAGAUUUCAGUAGAAAUUGUUUUUGUUUUUUUAUAAAUGAACCAGGUUACAUCCCCCUUGGCUGUCAGUCAGACAAGCGGUCCUUAUACUUCCUGCCAGUUUAGCUCAAGAGGCAGCAAUUGGCCAGAGCACCUGCCUUGCAAAAAUUCCUCAUUGAGCUGCAUUGGGAAGUCUGUGAUUGGACGGCCACAGAAAGUCUGGGCGGGGUUAGAAUGGGAGGGCUUGCAAAUGCUGCAGACAAGAGAUCUACAGCUGUAUUUAGGUAUAUCCGAACAAAAACAUACAUGUUUAAAUGCAUGCAUGUGUUCAUUAGGGCUACAUCUACGCAAUAGUGAUUUUACAGUUUUUCGUUUUAGGGCAGUAAAGUGUCCCUUUAACAGGGACAUCACAAGCAGCUCUUGGGUUUUUAAAAUAUUUAAUUGGAUCCAUCUCUAAAAUUGAGCAAUGGAUUAAAUGUAUUCACAAACUGAAGAAUCCAACACAUGUGUAAACACGUUUACUUUUUAAUUUAAUGUUUUUAUUUGCUGCAUAGGCAAAGCAAUGCAGGAAAUAUUCCCACACAGGAGUGUCAUUAUGUAUGUCAGCUGAAUAACAUGAUUAACAUAUGGGCUUUUUAUUUUUAAAUGAUAUAUGACAGUGAUGUAAAAUUAUUAAAGGGACAGUCUAGGUACUAUAACCACUUCAUUUUAUCCCACUGAUGCUUCUGAAGCCCUUCUUCAGUGUUCAAAUGUUUGGGUACAGUUUAACACUAAACAGUGGGACAACGCCAGAGGACUCCAGACACUAUAACCACUUCAUUGAGGGUCGACUCUCACAAAUUAUAUUAUGAUUUGUGUAUCCGUAGGAAGUUCUUUCUUAAGUUUUAAAUGUUCUUUUACAAGAUUUACCCUGAAGCGUCUUUUGGCCCUGAAACUUGAUAUUACAAAAAAAAUAAAAAUAUCCAUUGUUGAUUUUUUUUAAACUCUGUUCUAUUGCUUUCGGGAACAUGUUUAAAGCUUAGGAGCCACAAUCUCCAUGUAAAAGAACGAAGGGAAGGCAUUUGUAAUUAAAUCCCUCGGCCACUUCCAUUUUAAGGAAAUGUAGAACUGAGACGAAUUAUUACCUUCUGUAAACCAUGAAUAUUUCCUAAGGUUUGUGGCUACAAUCUACAUUCCCAGUCACAUGACUCAUCGCCCGUCACUGCGCAGAGGGGCUUUGUAAGGACACAAGAGCCUGGGUUGUUCAUCUGCAAGCAAGGGUCACGUCUGGAAACACAGCCUGGAGCUUCAAAGGAGUUUCACAUCAUGACCUGGAUUUUUGGCAUUUAAAAAAAAAAAAAAGUAUUUUUCUUUUUUAAGAAAUAACAUCCAGGCAGAUAGGAAUAUAAUUCAGGGUAGUUUUAACUAUCCAGUGCCUGGACAGAACUGCUCUUUAAUCUAGGUUUGUUGGUAAUUUACAAGGGACUUCCGAAUUUUUGGUGAGUAUUUGAAUUUGAAGAAUUUUUCAAACUGGCUAUUUUAAGCUAAAAUAUUUUAGGCAGCUUUCUGGUCAUGGCAAUUCCCAUUUUACUGAGCUAUUCAGUAAAAAUAAGAAUUGAUGGGGAUUCAAAAAUGAAUUUCAAAUGUAAGGCCAAAAUAGCCAAACUGAACACGGGACUUUACUUGGAGAAUUUUUCUAAAUCAGCUAUUUUGGCCUAACUUGUGAAAAUCACUUUGAAUUCACGACAAGUUGUGGAGCUUUGCACAUUCUAGAGCAGGGGUGUUGUGGACUACAUUUGCCCUGAUUCUUUGUCACCAUUAGGGCUGUGAGAGCAUUAUGGGAAACGUAGUCCAAAACAUCUGGAGUGCCGAAUGUCGCCUACUCCUGUUAUAAACCAGUAUAAUCUAGCAAAACUAGAGAUUUUCGUUUUUUAGUUUGGCUGUUUGGUCUAAAAUUUGCAAUUUUCUUUUAUGCUCAACAUUCCGCUAUUUCACAAUGGAUCUGUCAACUGAUGCUGAGCUAUAGGACUCUGUCCAUAGAGUCUCAGUCCAUAGCAACUGGAUUGUCUCAUGUUGAAUAUUAUUGGUGAUACAAAUCAGUAAUCAUGCUUACCAACUUUCUGUGUGUCAUAACAAUGGCAGUAACAACUACAGUUAUUUAUAUAGCGCCAACAUAUUCCUCAGCGCUAUACAAUAGGUAAACAAAACAAACCCAAAUUUCUAACAAAACAUGAUUGUUAUCCAAUAUUUCUGGGCAAUAUUUUUUUCUAUAAAGCACGAUAAGGGGGCUGAAUGUGGUCAGAAAGCAGGAUAUUUGGAAGGCAAACUAUUGUUUUAUUUAUUUUUUAAUUGAAUACGUGACUGCAGUAUAUACACAUAUAGACACACAAAGGUCUCGAAUAUUGUUGAAAAAAAGGUAGAUCCACAGACCAUGGCUGUUUUAGGUUAUGACGCUUACCAGCCGUAAAAUGUAUUUAAUUUCUGCAGAGCUGCAAUUCAAAAUCUAUUUCUGAGUUAAGCACCUAAAUUUGUUUUUUCAGCUAACAUUCCGUGGCCAUUGACAUAUUUUCACCCAGUCGUUUUGAAGGUAAAUGGUGUCCUGUUAUAACCAGAGCCCUCUGCGCCCCCUCUCAAUAUAGUAAAAGGUUCAUUAAUUGUAUUUAUCUAAGGCGUUACAGCUGCCAAACAUAGUCCAUUACAGACAUUUAGUAAAUAGAAUGCUCUGUGAUGUUUAAAAGGUAGGUAUCAGUUUCAAAGACAUUUUUUUAUUUAAUACUGCUUUGUGAAAUUAGAUAUUUGGUUUUAGUUAUUUCGCUUUAUGUGCUCGACACUCAAAAACUGCUCGUGAACAUGAUGCUAUAGACCAGAGAUAUUCAAUAUUAGAACCGAAACUGCCAAAAAUGCAGUAAAUGAGAAGCAAAGGCUUGUGGGAGUUGUAGUUUGCUAACCCCUAGGAAUGCACCAUCCUGUUCAGUGGCAUUCACACAACACUAAGUAAGCCAAUGGCAAUUUGAUGACUAUAUAUAAAAACAAACAAAAAAAAAACAUUAUAGUCACAAAUUAAAUAUAAUAUGUCUAAGAGACAUAAAUAAUAUCAAAUAAGGUCUACAUGUAUUAAAGAUGAAGUGGCCAUUUAGUUUAAAAUACAUACCAAAUUAAUGUAGUCCUUAUAUAUACAUUUGCAAUUGAUAUAGCUGUAGGAGAUGUUUAAAUCACAGCAGACUCUGUAUCUCAAGAAAACGGGUUUUAUGCCACUGCAAAUCUGUUAUCUGAUUGUUCUUUAGUGGUCGAAACAGGAGAUUAUAUCUACAUGUUUCUGAUCUGCACCUGGUAGAGGGUGAGGACAUACGGAGGUGAUGUCAUACUUUAAAACUGGUCCUGGCACAAUUUUUUCAGCAUUGUGUAAAAAAAUAUUGUAUAAAGGUUGUACAAAAAAGUAAAUCUGAAUGAUUAUCAUCUCAUACUUGACAAGAGUCCUGAAUCUUUUGCGGGUAGUCCUGAUAUGGAGAUACUCUGCCUCCACUCCAAGACUCCUGUCUCACUUCUGUGGACACCAGCGCAUGUUUAAACAUCCUUAAAUGUACCAAAGUACAGUAAAUGUGAAUGUGCUUCAGUACCACAUCCAGUAGCCAGUCCAAGGGGAAAUGUGACAAUACGCAAGCUCUUCAGGAGAGCUCUGCUCAUGGGAUGCCCUGUUUGACCUGUUUGCCUCCUUUACAGCUGGCAUUAACACAGAAUUUGUAUCCAAUAUAUAAAAUAAGGGCGUAAACCUCUUAUCAUAACAAUAUCACUGAGUUUAAUUAUACAUAAAUGUGAGCUGACAAAAUCUGUAAUAAAGCACUACGCAAUAUUAUAUUCUCUAUUAAUAAUGUGAGAGCUACCAAACAAAGCAUUAAUAUUAUAACACAUUAAUAAUAAAAUAAAAGUUGCAGGGAACACGUGAAUGCCUAUUCUUACACCACACUUGCUAACAGUCCUGAGUUUAGCUGGAUAGUCCUGACUUUAGGACUAUUUUCCCAGGUAUUUUCUCUUAUCCAUCUUCACUAUGCAAGAUAUAUGUCCGCCGACCGUAUAUUGUAAGCUUGUUUGAGCAGGGCCUUUCUUGUAUUGUACAGCGCUGCGGAAUAUGUUGGCGCUAAAUCAAUAUCAAUAAUCAGUCGAUCAAUCAAGAAUAAUGCAGCAUUUAAUGCCAUACGCCAGUGUUUCAGUAGCACUUUGCCUAUAAGCAGCUGGUCAAGCUGGGGUCUCCUCGUUUACAGGCUGGAAUAUUGCUUGUGAAGCAAACUGGGUCCCGGGCACAUUGCAAGUAAGUUCCACUGGAAUUCCUGCCAAGAUCAAUUGUUUUUACACCUGCAGCAUGAGAGUGCUGCAUACGUCUGAUGGUGCCUUUCAUGCACAGCUCCACAACAUGAAACUUUACUAUCGGGAUUAUUCACUAAAGUGAGAAUGGACAGAAAUGUAAAUUUCAAAUAACCCUGUAUAUGUCCCUCUAAACCAGGCUUCCCCAAACUCCGGCCCUCCAGAUGUUGCUGAACUACAACUCCCAUGAUUCUAUGAAUGAACUAGAUGGGCUGAGGAUCAUGGGAGAUGUAGUUCAGGAACAUCGGAGUUUGGGGAAGCCUGCUCUAAAUCAAUGGUGCCCAAAGGUUAGGUCCCCAGAUGAUGUAGAACUACAAAUCCCAUGAUGCUUUGCAAGUCUUUAGAAUGACAAAGGAUCAUGGCAGCUGUCAUUUUAAAACAUCUGGGGAUCUACCUUUUGGGCCCCCUGCUCUAAACCACAGUGAUCUGAAAAUCAGAGUUUAAUUCUUCAACCAGCAGGGCAUCACAUACAUUUAUUUCACGAUAAAUCAUUUUUAAAAUACAAAUGGCGCAGCCAUCCCGAUCCUACGUGAAAUCUUUGUCGAACCUGGGUAACUAGGAAGGUAAUCUCUUUUCAUUGAUUCAAUGCUAAAUGCUGUUUUUGGCAGGGGCUCAGAUUACCUGCACUAUGAGGUGUUUGGAUAGCUUGUGGUGAUAUUAUUUGAUACACAAUAGCCUUUGCGUUUGCUUACUCUUUUUACAUUAUUGUCUAGACCAGCUUUGUCAAGGAGAGUUCAUUGAGAUUUUCCCAUAGGCCAUUGCACUAGUAAGGUGAUUCAGGAAUCGGAAUUUAGACAGCUUGACAAAUUACUGUAAAUAUGAAUCUGCUUGUGUACUGCAUGUUAGUCAUAUCCUGUGAGUUCAACUAAAGGUUUAUUCGCUAAACAGUGACAGGGAUAUUCAAUAAAGUCUCCAGAACAUACUUAAAAACCACAGAAAGCUCAAUGCCUCCAUCCUGGUAAAGAUUUAAAUGAAAGAGUAGAGGUUACUAACAGGGUUAUUCAGUAAAGUGAGAAUUCCAAGGGAAUUUCAAAUUUAAGGCCAGAGUAGUCAAACUGUAAGUAUUGCUGACUUUGAGAAUUUCUCCAGUUUGGCUAUUCUGCCCUUAAGUUAGAAAUUCACAGUUUUGCAACAAUUUGCCCCCUUAGCUGGGUCCCCGCCAGGCUCCAAGGCUCCCUGGUGGUCUAGUGACGCGCUAACAGCUUCCGCAGAGCUGCAGAAGCCGGAAGCUAAGGCCGGCGCCACUCAUUGGCUGAGAACAUCAGGUGACCGUUCUCAGUCAGUGAAUGAAAUUCUAUGGAAUGUAAAUUAAGAUGAGACCGGAACUCUUAUUAAACGCUACAUGACACCCCAAUGAUUCUUUUGGAGGUAGAGCUACACCCCUGGCAGCAAAGGGUUUUCAUAGCAAAACAGUGCACAAACAGACUUCAGGCACCAUAACCACUUCAAAUCACUGAAGUGGUCAUGGUGCUUGGAAUAACCCUUUAAUGUCCAUCCCACAAUGAUACUGAAUAUCAUACCAACGAUUCACAAUUUAGUGUUUAUAUCUGUUGUUUUAUUAGCUCCUCUUAUUUUUGGAUUAUCUUACAUUCUCGUACAUUUCUCUAAUUCGCUAAAAUUUUCAAUAAAAAUGAACGGCAAAAAUUGGAAACACUUAGAUAAGACUUUUGUUAAUUCAAUAAAAAAAAAAAUCUGAAUGCUGAUUAGACGGUGGAAUUAUAUAGCCGCAUCAUCCCCACCUUUUAGGUGGAGUAGGGAAUUAUGCUACGAAAAUAUUUUCUCUGGAUCUUCAAACACUAAUAAUACGAGCAGGCGAAGGCGGUAUGUACUAGAAUUAGAUGCAACUCACACUUCAUCUAAACAAGCCCUUCAUUGUAAAUUGACACAAGAGAUAUAUAAUUACAGCUUAUCCUAUGCAAUCACAAAGCUUUAUGGUAAUUUAAGAUCUUAUGUGUGUUUAUGUGCAAUGUGUUUCUUCUUUGCCCUUAUUAUACAAAGUAGUUUAUUAGUUCAGGCACUGUGAGACAUUCAGGGCUAUUUACUUAAGUGAGAUUUCAAAGGGAAUUUCAAAUUUAAGGCCAGAGUAGCCGAACUCAAAGCAUUGUGGAGAAUUUUUCAAGAUCGGCUAUUUUGGGCUUAAAUUUGAAAUUCACUUUGAAUUAGAAUCACUUUAGUAGAUAACCAUGAGACUAGAAUUGAUAUUGCCAGUUUACUAUUCUAUAAAGGACGACAAAAGGGUUUAUUCACUAAAUUCAUACCGCCCAAAGUUCAGAUUACCCUCCUCCCCCUUUCCACCGCCCAGCAGUUGUGGGAAUAAAUGUAUAAUGAGUGGGCAGCGAUGCAUGGUCACUCACUAAAAGCCUCAUUUUACUAGCGGUGGAAUGAAGGCGUGAAUAUUCUGAGGUGGGGAACCUACCAGUAGUCUGUCCUGUCCCUUUCCCUGGCAUUGAGUGAGAGCACAUUAAAUAGUCCUGGGGAUCAUUAACUGGGCAUGCCAUUAUCUAUUCACCCCCUGCCCCCACCUAUGUCCGUCUGAUGAGUAGAAUGUCAUAAUGGGAGGGUGAACAUGCCAGCUGGAUUCAAAAAUAUCUUAGUGGAAUGUAAAUUAUCAUGAAACGUAAGACAUGCAGGAUAUCCCCCCAUUUCCCCACUUUGUCACAAAAAAAUACCCUCCCCAGUAGUGCCAGGCAGAUGCCACUACUGGCCUGGCACUGCUGGGCAAAAGUGUUUUUUCUCUCCCGAUGCCCCUAUACUCAUGUGGGCAUAGAGGAGACUGCUUUCUUAACCUGGAGGGUUAGCCGUAUGGUAUACCCAUAGCUGUAGUACAGCCACUUACCCAUGUUUUAUCUAUAUCUAGAAAUUAAUUGUAACCAUAUUUGCAAGCGAUUUCUCCCCUAGAUGACUGCGUAUAGGGGUUAUUUGAGGGCAUUAUUGGCCAUUUCAAAUUAAUUCUAGUUUUUGAGGGAAAAUGUCCUUUACUGACUAAUUCUGAUUUGUAUAGACUAGAUCAGGGAUAGGCAACCUUCGGCACCCCAGAUGUUGUGGACUACAUCCCCCAUAAUGCUCUUACACCUAUAAUGCUGGCAAAGAAUCAUGGGAGGUGUAGUCUAAAGCAUCUGCAGUGCCGAAGGUUGCCUAUGCCUGGACUAGAUGGACUUUUCCCAUAAACCUCUGCUGUACAAAUCGUGGUGGAAAAUAUACAGAUCUCCUAUAAAGAGGGAAAGCCAAGAUUGACUAGGGCAUUUCAAAAAUGUAAAGGUUGAAAAAGAAGGUACUACAGAAGGAUCAUGCACCCAGGAUUAGAUGUAAAAUAAGAACAUAAGAUUAAUACAUUUUUAUUCUUUUUCUUUUAUGUUAUCUCUUUAAAACGGGAAUUAAAGACAUAGUUAAAGGCGGUACAUUAUUUCUUACUUUUUAAUUUACCGCUAUUUUAUUUCAGUUUGCAGUUAAGUCCAUACAUGGUAACACCCACGUAUAUGUACUUAUAAACAAAUGUAUACACUCGACUGCCAAACUUCAUGAAAAAACUCCCUUCUGGGAUGUGUGGAAAAAUGCAACAAUAUGUAUACAUUUGCGCAAAACCAGUAGAACGUAUGUAUAACAAUAUUUUAUUGCUUGAGGCGAGGGAAUCAUUCAUCUACAGUUUGUAACAUGAUAUCCAGUGGAAAUCUGUGGGAAUUGGCCAGAUGCAAUAAAGUAAUCCUAAAAAUUUAGACAGGGUUAUUCAAUAAAGUGUCAACUGGCAAGAAACUGAAAGUGAAGUGGAGGUGAUUUUUCAAAUUUUUGACAAAAAUAGACCAAAUUAGACCAAAAUACCCGAACUAAAAUUGAAUUGCGAGUAUAUUUCAAUUCGCUAUCGUUGCGACAGAGGCAAACACAGCGUCGACAGAGAAAGAUGACCCUCUUAUCGGGUUUUGUUACUUCCACUUGUGCAGGCCUCUUUCAUCUGAAUUAAGUUGUUAUAGUGUGAGGCAGUCACUGGAUGCUUGCUUACCCCAGGGUGUUGAAUUUGGAGCCCAAUCGCUCUACACAAGAAUGUCUGCUGCACUCCAAGACUUGAAUCAGGAAGCUUCGGCCUGGGAGCCAUUUUGUGAAUGGGGAGCUACUGGUAGGCCAAGACCAUGAGCUGACUCUCUCAGCCUAUCAGCAGCGCCUCUGUCCAAGGCUUCCUUGUUCAAGCUAAGGACUGUGGCCCAUGUUUGUGGGUAGUGUGGCAAACCUAGCCACUCGGACUAUAACUGGACACUGUGCCUUUAAGGGUUGCCUAUAGGUCUGGAGAGAGAUGCAUUGUACCUGUAUGUGCCUGCUUCAUGUAUUCCCUGCAUUGCCUGUACCUAUCUGUUCCGCCGAAUGCAAAUGGCGGUUUGUAUGGGGAUUCCCGUUCGUUUCGCGAACGGCACUUUGGAGGGCCGUUCGUGAAACGAAUGCGAUACCCCCUAAUAGCCCACACACUUAGAGGCGUGUGGCGCUAGUUAACCGAUUGCAACAUUGUUGCAAUCGGUUAUUAGAGGCUCUCCUGGGUGGCCGUCGUUCGACUACCGACCAUGCGGCGGGCGGCCAUCUUGGAUCCCUGGUUCGUCAGCGGGUCCGUGUCGUCGAACGCAUAGCAUUCCCAACAGUCAUUCGACGGCACGAACACCGUUAAGCCUCCAGGACGUUCGGGAGUUUCAGGACCAGGUUCAUUAAAGACAAUCGGUUCUUUUCAUGUGUUUUUAAAGAAAGGUGUUUUCUGUGCGGCGUUCGGUUAUUUUAGCUGGGAUCUGAGCGGCAAUCUCACGAAUGAUGCGCCCAGACCCCAGCUAUCUACCGAACGUCCAUUCGUGUAAAUCCACCGUAUAUUGUACCAACUGUGGAUUUUUGUGUGAAUUGCCGGUUCUGCUGCACGAGGGGAUAAUCCCCUUAACGGUGCAUUCUGGGAGGAUGAUCCCUCUCGUGCAGCGGUGCCUGAUGGGAGAAAUAUGUAGUACAGUAAGUCCCCCAUGUAGUCCCCUCCUGUACAACCCCUGUAAUGUCUGUUUGGAAACCCCUUGCAUGGGGAAUUGCAUAAAUACUGUGACCUGUGAUUAAAACCUCAGUUGACUCCCAGCCUAUGUGUCGUCUAGUUCUUGGGAAGGAAGGGUUACUACAGUGCUGUUUGGAUUAUUAUAUGCUGAUUCCCUGGAUUAUCCUUUGUUGUUCCUGUUACCCAGCGGAGAUAUCGUGGAUCAUACUGCCUCUCCGCUACAAUUGGUGGCAAGCGACGGGAUUGAAUUUACACAGCAAAGCAACGUUCGGCAGAUUUUUAAACGAAUCAAGGAACCAGCAUUCGGGAAUCAGCGCAUUCGAAUAAACCUCACGAACAGCAGGUGAAUGGGAACAGACUACACCCUGCUAAAACGGAGCACAUUAAAGGAGCUGCUGGAAGCAAGAGGAGCAAUCGCCAGUAACAAGGCAAAGGCUGUCCUAAUAACGGAGCUCAUGGAAGGAGACAGAGCCGCAGCUGCUGCAGCACCUCAAAUGGAGGGACAAAACAACGAAUUUACAGCGGAAUUCCGAGCACGACUGGCGUUAUUUCCUGAACCACCAUCUACAGAAAUGUUUAACCGGCUGUUCGCCGAUGUACAGGAGUACAUUAUGGCUAGGGGACCGCCAGGAAACCAGCAAGCCAGAGAAAGAGCCGCAACGCCAGUCCAUAGUUUCCCAGGGAAAACCAAAAUCCCAUAUCAAGCCUUCAAAAGCUAUGUGGAGACAGAGGGUGGCGUUGACGACUAUUUACAAGAUUUCGAGAGACUGUGUUUGCUGCACGAGAUUAAUGAUGCAGACCGAGUACCCCUACUAGCGGGGAGAUUAUCUGGGCGAGCCGCCGAAGCGUACCGGGCAGUACCAGACGAGGAUAGUAGAGACUACGCUAAAGUAAAACGGGCCAUCCUAGCCCGGUAUGCCAUCACCUCAGAGGCAUACCGAAAGAAAUUUCGGGACAUUAAAAAACCCAGUAAGGACACCCAUGUGGAGUGGGCGCACCAGCUACAACGAGCUGCCAAAGGGUGGCUGGAGGCCGCCCAAGUUGAUACAUUGGAGGGUCUGUUCCAGCUAAUGGUACUGGAACAAUUCUUCAAUGGCGUCCCGACCUACCUACAAAACUGGAUCCGGGACAGGAAGCCACACACCCUGCAGGAAGCGGCUAAUAUGGCAGACGAUUUCCAGGACAAUCGGAGAGAUCAACCUAUACCAACCCGAGCCACCAUUCCCCCUACAACGGCCAGCCCUCCAGGGGGCCCCGCAACGUACCAGCGACCAGGGGUAAAUCAGAAUUCCUACCCCCCCAGAUAUUCAGCACGUCCACCAAUCCGGUGCCAUACCUGCAACCAACAGGGGCACAUCCAGAGAGACUGCCCACGGAACGGGCCUCGACCCAGCUGGAAUAACGCCGCCCCGAGCAACCGUGCCGCAGUCCACUGUCUACAGGCCGAAUCCGACCAAAACCUGGAGUUGGGGACGACCCGGGAGGAACCUCUCGGUACGCUACACGAGGUGAACCCUGUCCAGGCCGCCUCCGAUAACCGCCAAGGGCACCGCCAGGAAGUACACAUGGAAGGGAGGAAAGUACAAGGACUUCGUGACUCGGGAGCCACCCUAACUCUAGUACGCAGUCAUCUGGUACCAAAGCCCAAGCUCACGGGGGACUGUGUGGCUGUGCGGGUGGCUGGGGGAGCCAUUUACAAAGUACCCACGGCCAAGGUGCACUUGAAUUGGGGAGCGGGGCACGGGAAUGUAUAUGUGGGGAUGAUGCAAGACUUGCCAGCGGAUGUGAUUUUGGGCAACGAUUUGGGGGAGCUGACUUCGGCUUUUGUUCCCCAGCCCACCGUACAAGAAGCAUACCCGGUUGUGACCCGGCAACAGGCCCGCACCACUGCACCAUUCGAACACUCUGAGGCUCAGGUAAGCAAUGACCCUCCCCUACCUCCUACCCUGCCCUGGGCCAAUUCCCUAGAGUUCGGGGCCGAAGUAGCCCUAGAUCCUUCGUUACAGGUGUACAAAGACCGCAUGGAUAAAAAUCAAGCUGGGUUAGAGGGGGAAAGAUAUAUCUGGGACAAGGGGCUACUAUAUCGGCACGCAGAGAAGGUAGUGUCCGGGUCAAUACCAUUGCCCAUUAAACAGCUAAUAGUGCCUCGAAAAUAUAGGUUAGAGCUGUUACGCAUAGCCCAUGAUAUCCCCCUGUCUGGACACCUAGGCAUCAGUCGGACCAAGCACAGGCUGACCCAAAAUUUCUUUUGGCCAGGUAUUUCCCAGGAUAUUAAGCGGUAUUGUCAGACCUGCGAUACCUGCCAAAGGGUAGGCAAGAGGGGGGACAGAUACAAAGCCCGACUACGGUCUCUGCCCAUCAUUGAAGAACCAUUCAGUAGGGUGGCAGUAGACAUUAUAGGUCCCCUCGCAAAGCCCAGCCCCUCCGGCAAGAAGUAUGUCCUAACUGUGGUGGACUACGCCACCCGGUACCCCGAGGCAGUGGCCCUAACGAACGUACACGCAGAAACGGUAGCCGAGGCCCUGAUGAGGAUAUUCACCCGGGUAGGAUUUCCCCGGGAGAUUAUCUCCGAUAGAGGCACCCAGUUUACUGCGGAAGUGACCCAUCAGCUCUGGAAAAUAUGUGGGAUACAACAAAUCCUCAACUCCCCAUAUCACCCCCAGUCCAAUGGGCUCUGUGAACGAUUUAACGGAACCCUGAAACAAAUGAUCCGCACGCUCAUGGACACCCAAAAGGACUGGGAGCGGUUCUUACCCCACCUACUGUUCGCGUAUCGAGAAGUGCCACAAGAAUCCACCGGAUUCUCUCCGUUCGAAUUAUUAUUCGGGAGGAGAGUGAGGGGACCUCUUGACUUGAUACGGGAACACUGGGAGGGAGACGAAACCGUUAAUGGCACCCCUAUCUUACCAUAUGUGCUCGAGUUCCGGGAACGCCUGGAGAGGCUAACCCAGACCGUCCGAGACAAUCUCCAGGUAGCGCAACAACGACAGCGCCGAUGGUAUGAUAAGGGAGCCAGGGACCGCAGCUUUCAGGUGGGGCAGAAAGUCUUAAUCCUGCGACCCGUCCACAAAGAUAAGCUGCAGGCUUCCUGGCAGGGCCCAUACAAGGUGGUGGAACAGAUCUGUGACACCACCUAUGUGAUCGGCCCGGUUACCGGCGUGGGAGGCAAACGCAUGCUCCAUGUGAACAUGCUCAAGCCAUACCACGAACGGACGGAGGAAGUCACCGCAAUCUGUGCCCCUGCCACGGAAGAUUUUGAUAACCUACCCCUACCCGAUCUCCUAGACCAAGAGGGCCAGAGCGGAGAUCUGGGAGAGGUACAGUUAGGAGAAAGAUUAAAUACCCAAGAACGGGCCCAGGUACAAAGGUUGCUUCAGGAAAAGAAGGCCACGUUUUCCAAUUUACCCGGCUAUACCCCGUUGGCUACCCAUAAGGUAGAAACGUUAGAUUCGACCCCCUUGCGCCAACCCCCCUACCGCACUCCAGAAGCAGUCAAGGAGAAUAUGCGCAAGGAAAUUGAGGAGAUGAUUCAGCUAGGAGUAAUAGAGCACUCGGACAGCCCCUGGGCCUCCCCGGUAGUACUGGUGCCGAAACGGGACGGGACGACCCGUUUCUGCGUAGACUACCGACGGCUCAACAAUAAAACGACCUCUGACGCAUAUCCCAUGCCCCGAAUAGACGAACUCCUCGAUAAGAUGGCCAGGGGUCAAUACCUAACCACUAUAGACUUGUGCAAAGGGUACUGGCAGAUUCCCUUAGCGGACGACGCCAUCCCUAAGUCGGCUUUUGUCACCCCGUUUGGCCUGUAUCAGUUUAAGGUCAUGCCAUUCGGGAUGAAAAACGCUCCAGCUACCUUCCAGAGAAUGGUGGACAGACUGUUAGAUGGGUUCCAGGAGUAUGCCUGCGCGUAUCUAGAUGAUAUCGCCAUAUUCAGCCACUCCUGGCACGAACAUCUGGUUCACAUAGGAGCCAUCCUAGACCGAAUCCGAGAGGCCGGACUGACCCUAAAACCCAGCAAAUGCCAUAUCGGUAUGGCGGAAGUCCAGUAUCUGGGACACCGGGUAGGGAGUGGGCAACAGAAACCCGAACCUGCUAAAAUAGAGGCAGUCGCCCAAUGGCCUACCCCUCGCACCAAGACCCAAGUGCUCGCCUUUUUAGGGACCGCCGGGUACUACCGGAAGUUUGUGGCCAACUAUAGCGCCCUCGCCAAACCCCUCACAGACCUGACCCGCAAGAACCUCCCUAAAUUAGUAGUCUGGGCCCCAGAGUGUGAGCAGGCGUUCCAACAGCUCAAGACGGCGCUGGUUAAUUCUCCUGUACUUUCUGCUCCUGAUCCAACUAAACGCUUUCUCGUCCACACAGACGCUUCUAUGUUUGGAUUGGGAGCAGUACUGAGCCAAGUUGGACCCGAUGGCGGCGAGCACCCCGUAGCUUACCUAAGCCGAAAACUUUUACCCAGGGAAGUAAGCUACGCCGCCAUUGAAAAAGAGUGCCUGGCUGUGGUGUGGGCCCUCAAGAAGUUGCAACCCUACUUAUACGGGCAACCCUUCACUUUACUCACGGAUCACAACCCGUUGGUGUGGCUGAACAGGGUGUCCGGAGACAAUGCCAGGCUGCUGCGCUGGAGUUUGGCGCUGCAGCCUUUUGACUUUACUAUCCACUACCGCCCUGGGAAGCAGAAUGGCAACGCCGACGGGUUGUCUAGACAAACAGACUUGGAGCCGUGAUUCGUGAGUACUCCUCCGGACAUCCCCAAGCCGAUCCGUUGGGAUCAGACUGUGUAUGCCGGCUUGGUUCUGGGGGAGCAUUGUGGCAAACCUAGCCACUCGGACUAUAACUGGACACUAUGCCUUUAAGGGUUGCCUAUAGGUCUGGAGAGAGAUGCAUUGUACCUGUAUGUGCCUGUUUCAUGUAUUCCCUGCAUUGCCUGUACCUAUCUGUUCCGCCGAAUGCAAAUGGCGGUUUGUAUGGGGAUUCCCGUUCGUUUCGCGAACGGCACUUUGGAGGGCCGUUCGUGAAACGAAUGCGAUACCCCCUAAUAGCCCACACACUUAGAGGCGUGUGGCGCUAGUUAACCGAUUGCAACAUUGUUGCAAUCGGUUAUUAGAGGCUCUCCUGGGUGGCCGUCGUUCGACUACCGACCAUGCGGCGGGCGGCCAUCUUGGAUCCCUGGUUCGUCAGCGGGUCCGUGUCGUCGAACGCAUAGCAUUCCCAACAGUCAUUCGACGGCACGAACACCGUUAAGCCUCCAGGACGUUCGGGAGUUUCAGGACCAGGUUCAUUAAAGACAAUCGGUUCUUUUCAUGUGUUUUUAAAGAAAGGUGUUUUCUGUGCGGCGUUCGGUUAUUUUAGCUGGGAUCUGAGCGGCAAUCUCACGAAUGAUGCGCCCAGACCCCAGCUAUCUACCGAACGUCCAUUCGUGUAAAUCCACCGUAUAUUGUACCAACUGUGGAUUUUUGUGUGAAUUGCCGGUUCUGCUGCACGAGGGGAUAAUCCCCUUAACGGUGCAUUCUGGGAGGAUGAUCCCUCUCGUGCAGCGGUGCCUGAUGGGAGAAAUAUGUAGUACAGUAAGUCCCCCAUGUAGUCCCCUCCUGUACAACCCCUGUAAUGUCUGUUUGGAAACCCCUUGCAUGGGGAAUUGCAUAAAUACUGUGACCUGUGAUUAAAACCUCAGUUGACUCCCAGCCUAUGUGUCGUCUAGUUCUUGGGAAGGACGGGUUACUACAGUGCUGUUUGGAUUAUUAUAUGCUGAUUCCCUGGAUUAUCCUUUGUUGUUCCUGUUACCCAGCGGAGAUAUCGUGGAUCAUACUGCCUCUCCGCUACAGGUAGUGUGCUUGGGCGCUAGAUUCAUCACUUUGAGAUUAAACUGUUCGUUAAUGGUUUACUCUCUGGGGUAAGCUGAGGUAAGUCUCCUGUACAGGUAGAUGUCAUGUGACUGUAGAGACAUAAGGUACCAGCUAUGAUGACUUUAUUUUUAUUGUGAAUGGCAUGUGUGGCAUACAGUCGAUGAUCUGAAUAUUUGAGAACCUUAGAAAUUGAGACCUAGACUUGUGCAAACAGCUUGAAGCGAUUUGUCCGAAUCAAAAGUCUGGUAAUUGCUGAAUGAAUAAAUUCUGAGUCAUUUACCUGUGAAUUUAUCUGUGGAGUCUGCAGAUCAGAUUGAUUCGGAAUCGUUUAAUAGGAAUUUGAUUGGGAUUAAUCACUUUAAACUAAGUUUUACUCAAGUUUACUAAGAACUCACUAACCUCGAAAACCUGCUCAUUUAAUCCAGACCUUGCUUCUGUCUCAUUUAGUUUGAAUUCUGAUAAUGUGACCAUUUACCCUGGGAAUUCAUAAAAUGUGUUUAAAUCAUAGAGGGGACUGUAUGGCACAAUAAUGUAUAAAACAAUAAGUGUGUGCUUAUUGCUGUCGCCCAGCUAGAAUGGAGGAGACAGGCAGAGAGGCAGUGCUGCAUGGAGAGGGAGAGACACGUAAUGGUUUAUUCACUAAACUGGAGAGAUUGUAAUGUAAAUGUGAAUUGUACCUUGUUUCUGUCUAAAUCUGGUUCUUCAUAUUAAUCCCAUCUGCAAGAUUUACUUGCUUACAUAAAAUAACUCAUUAUUGCACGUACCUACUCUUACUGUAUGCUGCAGCCACCCAUGAUGGAUGGAGGGAGAAAUGGAUGGAUGGAUGGAUUGAGGAAUAAAAUGGAUGGAGGGAUGGACGGAUGGAUUGAGGAAUAAAAUGGAUGGAGGGAUGGAGGGAUGGAUGGAGGUAGAAAUGGAUGGAGAGAGAAAUGGAUGGAGGGAGAAAUGGAUGGAGAGAGCAACAGAUGGAUGGAGGGAGGGAUGGAUGGAUGGAGAGAUGGAUGGAGGGAGAAAUGUAUGGAGGUAGGGUGGGAGGGAUGGGUGGAUGGAGGGAAAGAGGGAGAAAUGAAUGGAGGGAGGGAUGGAUGGAGGGAGAAAUGAAUGGAGGGAUGGAUGGAGGGAGAAAUGAAUGGAGGGAGGGAUGGAUGUAUGGAGAAAUGAAUGGAGGGAUGGAUGGAGGGAGAAAUGAAUGGAGGGAGGGAUGGAUGGAGGGAGAAAUGAAUGGAGGGAGGGAUGGAUGGAUGGAGGGGAAAUGGAUGGAGGGGAAAAUGGAGGGAUGGAUGGAGGGAUGGAGAGAUUGAUGGAGGGACAAAUAGAUAAAUACAGCAUAGACAUAAAAGAUGGAUGGAAGAUAAUGUUUAUAUAGAUAUAACAUUGUAUUGAUAUAGUGCAGGGAUAAUAUGUGUGGAUAGAUUGAUAGAUACAGUAAUAAUGUAUAUAGCUAUAGAUGUAUCUGAUGUUGUGAUAAAGUAUAUAUAGGGAUGCAUUAUUGAUCAGUAUCUAUGAUAUUGAAUGAUGUAUUGAUCAGUAUGUGUGAUAUUGUAUAUAUUUAUAGAUCUAUCAUGUAUUGAUCAGUUGCUAUUGAUACUAUAUGUAUCUGAAGAUCUAUAUAUUGAUCAGUUUAUGUGAUAUUGUCUAUAUAUGUAUGUAUCGACCAGUAUGUGUAAUUAUAUAGUAUUGAUCAGUUGCUAUUGAUGCUGUUUAGAUGUAUAUAUCGAUCAGUAUGUGGGAUAGUGUCUAUAGAUUGCUAUAUUAUCGAUCAGUAUGUGUGAUAUUGUCUAUAUUAUCGAUCAGUAUGUGUGAUAUUAUCUAUAUUAUCGAUCAGUAUGUGUGAUAUUGUCUGUUAUCGAUCAGUAUGUGGGAUAUUGUAUAUAUUAUUCAUCAGUAUGUGUGAUAUUAUUUAUCUUAUCGAUCAGUAAGUGUGAUAUUGUCUAUAUUAUCGAUCAGUAUGUGUGAUAUUGUAUAUAUUAUUCAUCAGUAUGUGUGAUAUUGUCUAUAUUAUCGAUCAGUAAGUGUGAUAUUAUUUAUCUUAUCGAUCAGUAUGUGUGAUAUUGCAUAUAUUAUCUAUCAGUAUGUGGGAUAUUGUCUAUAUUAUCGAUCAGUACGUGUGAUAUUGUCUAUAUUAUCGAUCAGUAUGUGGGAUAUUAUCUAUAUUAUCGAUCAGUAUGUGUGAUAUUGUCUGUAUUAUCGAUCAGUAUGUGGGAUAUUAUCUAUAUUAUCGAUCAGUACGUGUGAUAUUAUCGAUCAGUAUGUGUGAUAUUGUCUAUAUUAUCGAUCAGUACGUGUGAUAUUGUAUAUAUUAUCGAUCAGUAUAUGUGAUAUUGUAUAUAUUAUCGAUCAGUAUGUGUGAUAUUGUCUAUAUUAUCGAUCAGUACGUGUGAUAUCAUUGAUCAGUAUGUGGGAUAUUAUCUAUAUUAUCGAUCAGUACGUGUGAUAUUAUCGAUCAGAAUGUGUGAUAUUGUAUAUAUUAUCGAUCAGUAUGUGUGAUAUUAUCGAUCAGUAUGUGGGAUAUUGUAUAUAUUAUCGAUCAGUAUGUGGGAUAUUGUCUAUAUUAUCGAUCAGUAUGUGUGAUAUUAUCGAUCAGUAAGUGUGAUAUUGUCUAUAUUAUCGAUCAGUACGUGUGAUAUCAUUGAUCAGUAUGUGUGAUAUUGCAUAUAUUAUCGAUCAGUAUGUGGGAUAUUGUCUAUAUUAUCGAUCAGUACGUGUGAUAUUGUCUAUAUUAUCGAUCAGUACGUGUGAUAUUGUAUAUAUUAUCGAUCAGUAUGUGUGAUAUUGUCUAUAUUAUCGAUCAGUACAUGUGAUAUUGUCUAUAUUAUCGAUCAGUACGUGUGAUAUCAUUGAUCAGUAUGUGGGAUAUUAUCUAUAUUAUCGAUCAGUACGUGUGAUAUUAUCGAUCAGUAUGUGUGAUAUUGUAUAUAUUUUCGAUCAGUAUGUGUGAUAUUAUCGAUCAGUAUGUGGGAUAUUGUAUAUAUUAUCGAUCAGUAUGUGGGAUAUUGUCUAUAUUAUCGAUCAGUAUGUGUGAUAUUAUCGAUCAGUAAGUGUGAUAUUGUCUAUAUUAUCGAUCAGUACGUGUGAUAUCAUUGAUCAGUAUGUGUGAUAUUGCAUAUAUUAUCGAUCAGUACGUGUGAUAUUGUCUAUAUUAUCGAUCAGUACGUGUGAUAUUGUCUGUAUUAUCGAUCAGUACGUGUGAUAUUGUCUAUAUUAUCGAUCAGUAAAUGUAACCCCGGUGUCUGACUCUCUUGCUCUGUGUGUUUAAGGCCGGCCUCCUCCUCCUCUCUCCAGACCCGCCUCUCCUCCUCCCAGCCAUAA
Pelobates cultripes (western spadefoot toad) is the source of this 42960-nucleotide messenger RNA. The record is from the annotation of a GenBank genome assembly. Lineage: Eukaryota; Metazoa; Chordata; Amphibia; Anura; Pelobatidae.